AUGUCGUGCAGUAGAUUGCAACUGACACUGGCUAUUCUAAAGCCAGACGUCACUGCACGACCUCACAUUGUAAAGGAAAUAAAAAGCAUGAUAUUAAGGAAGAAAUUUUAUUUUGUCGAAAGUAAAAAAAUGAAACUGGCCCAGUCUGAGAUAGAAACAUUUUACAAAGAGCAUGAAGGAAAAUUCUUCCACAACAGACUUGUGAACUUUAUGAAUAGUGGAAGUAUUUGGGCCCAUAUUUUAGCUCGAGAAGAUUGUAUCAAAGAAUGGAGGAAACUGAUGGGACCAACUAAAGUUUUGAAAACUGUUUUUGAAGAACCUAAUUCUAUACGAGGAAAAUUUGGUUUAACAGACACCAGAAACUGUACACAUGGCUCAGAUUCUGAAGAGACAGCGAAAAGAGAAAUUAAAUUAUUUUUUCCUGAAUUUGACGAAGAAAAAUGGAGAGCCAAUGAUGAGGACUAUUUUAUAAACAAAAAAGUGAAAUUUGAUAGAAAACUUAAUGUCCAUGUUCCCAUGAAAGAUAGUUGA
Molecule: messenger RNA, 531 nt
Organism: Lottia gigantea (owl limpet)
Lineage: Eukaryota; Metazoa; Mollusca; Gastropoda; Lottiidae
Exons: 6
Coding region: 1-531 (176 amino acids)
Biological process (GO): UTP biosynthetic process; CTP biosynthetic process; GTP biosynthetic process
Molecular function (GO): nucleoside diphosphate kinase activity
Source: RefSeq, a predicted model, not a curated record